Molecule: messenger RNA, 3621 nt
Organism: Mya arenaria
Lineage: Eukaryota; Metazoa; Mollusca; Bivalvia; Myida; Myidae
Exons: 10
Coding region: 83-1945 (620 amino acids)
Molecular function (GO): protein binding
Source: RefSeq, a predicted model, not a curated record
CGGUAGUGUUAUACUUGAAGGACAAAAUGGCUUUAAAAUAAACUAGUUCUCUAUAUUUUACAGACGAUAGCGUAUGCUGUAGAUGUGGAGAUGGUUACAUAGCCUGCCGAGGGCCGUACGGCAGCAGUGCCCUGGUCCUGGAGCCUCGGCAGGCAUCCAUGUGGAAGAUAGGUGCGAGUCGGACUGCAAAAAAGAUAGCAGGCGAUAUGUGGAAAAAGCAAAGGAAAACCCUAAAUGGACACAAUGCAGAACAACAGGGGAACAUAAGAAGGACCAUGAUGAAAAAUCACAACAGACAGUGCCACCAGAAUUCUGGAGGCUUGUGCAUGGCCCCUACUCAACAUGUGAUGCUAUAGGACUGGGAGGAGUAUUGGCAGCAGGAUUCCACUUUCACAACUGUCAUUUUCAAUACAUAAAGGAGAAAUAUCGCAAUCCAGACCUGUGUACUAAGUGCUGUAUACGACCACGAUUCCCAAUAGUCCAUGCACUUCCAGGGUUAGGACCACAAAGUGUUAGGGAAACACCCCCACAAAAACCUAGGCAGAAACAUGGCGAUCAAAAGAAGCCUGUGGGUUUAAGACCAAGACACAAUAUACAGAGUUACACUCCUAUUGUUAAGAGUCUUUGGAUUAAUGAAGAUGAUGAGAUAGCCAAUGAGAAAGCAGAAAGUAAACCUACAGAGGCAGAAAAGCCUAUCCCAAAGGUAGAUGCUGCACAAAAAGUAGAAACCCUUGAAUCAGUGUUUGCUGAUUUCUCUGAUGUUUGUAACAAAUACACAGCCAUAGGCAAAAGCAUUAUGGGUCUUCAGGCUGCUGAGGAUGGCAAUAACAAACUAGCAGCCGAUCUGUGGCAGGAAGCAUGUGAACUUGGGAACACAAAGGCAAAGUUUAAUCUUGCUGUGUGCUAUGAGCAUGGUAAAGGGGUGCAGAAAGAUCAGAAAGAGGCAAUCCGCCUAUACAAAAUGGCUGCUGAGGACUUAUAUCCCAAGGCAAUGUACAAUCUGGGCCUCCUGUACCUCGAGGGCUCAUUCUACACUCCCAGGGACACCAGUCGGGGCCUCGACCUUGUCACCACUGCAGCAGACUUUAGCCUUCCUGAGGCCCAGCGCUACCUAGGUGUAUACUACACAGAGGAACGGACAGAAAAUCCUGAGAAGGCCAUCAAAUAUCUCACCAUGGCUGCUAACCAAAAUGACAGUGAGAGUCAAUAUGCUCUGGCUCUGUGCUACCAGUAUGGCUACGGUGUGCCCGAGAACCUGUGCAAGGCUGCUGACUUGUACUCAAAGGCUGCUAACAAUGGACACCCAGAUGCCUUAUACACUCUGGCUGUGUUUCAUAGGGAUGGACUUGGAGGCCUGCCACAAGACCUGCACAGUGCAGAGAGGUUGACACAAAGGGCUGCACAGCUGGGGAGUCACGAGGCCCAAUUAGAACUGCUGCUAAGGUCACCAGAAAACUUGAAAGCUGAUAAGAAAUCCAACGCACAAAAAAGAAAAGGCAACAAAACAUCCAAGCAAUCUGCUCAUGGCAGCUAUUUGACCUUGCCAUCACUUACAGACCUUGUCCAAGACUCAAUCUCUUCUUCACACAAACCAUCGGAUACAGAAAGUCUCUUCGACAAAAUCAAACCUCUUAUUCCGGAGUUGUUACUGUCUGAAAGCAUGGUAGUUACUCGAGCAACAGAAAGCACUCCUUCAGUGAAUGACAAUGGCUAUUCCAAACAAAAAGCAGUGCAUAAAACUGGCAGCAAAAAGACAGCGCCAAAAAUAAGCCAAUCUAGAUCAGGUAGUGAAUUGAAUAAUGGCUGCAAGUUCUACUUGGAAAAUUAUGCUGAUGAUUUGUCAGAGGUUUCUGCCGACUCCCUGGAAUGUGCUGUAGAGUCUUGCUCUACUCUACACAGACGACAUAACACAAUGCCAGACUUGAGUAUUGUAAUGUGUCCAUAGCCUUUAGCUGUGCUGAUUGUGUCUUAAAAUGUGUGUGUGGGGGGGGGGGGGGGCAGCUGGUGACCUUUAGAUUAAUGAUUUAAAGUGCUAAAACAGUUUUGUGUUUCUGAGUUUGUUUUUACCAAAUCAGGCAGGAAUUGUAUUUCAUUUGUAUAAACCAUAUCAUGAAUAUGUGUCUUUUAGCUGUAGUGUUUGGUUUAUACAAAUUGUUCAAGAAAUAUCAAGCCUUUUUUUCCUUGAAAUAAUGUAAGUACCUGUCGAAAAUUUAACGACUUGGGAGGGGGAAAUGUUUCAGAAGUUACUAGCACUGUGUAUUUCACUUGAUAACUGGUACCCAUUGUGAUGUCUUUUAUAUUACAAGUGGUCCUUGUCACGAAUUCAAUGAGAUUACUUUUACCGAACAGUACUGACAGUGGGAGUCAAUUCAACAUAAUUCUUGUAUGGAUAACCGACUAGACUUUUAGGUGAAUGUGAAAUUCAUAAUACUUUUUAUCUUGAUAAAAUCCACAAACGCCUAGAUGCAUGAAGUAUUUUUACAUUUACAUGAUGUUAAUGCAAGGGAUAUAAAUCUUAUAACAUAUAGAGAUAGAAGAAAAAAAUCUUGGCUUGACAGGAGUCUUGAUGAGGUCGUACUCAGCUUAAUUUUGCAACAGCAUGAAAGAUAACAAAAUGCUGAAAUAAGUCUGACUAGUAUGCAAAUGUCUUUAAAAUUAUUGUGACUUAAUUCUUCUUUAUAUUGCUUUCUGGGUGUAUGCUUAUUAAACUGUUGUUUUUUUGUUAACAAAUCAUUUCCUCAUUAAAACCAUGUAAAAUCUUGAUGUUCAUUGACUGCUGUUUAAAUUUGAAGAUAGGGCAUAUAUAUAGACUAGAUCUGUUCAAUUUGUAAAUCAUCUUGCAACUCAUUUCGAAACAAAGUUUCACUUAAGACUUAAGCUUAGAUUUAGAAGCAACUGUGGCAGUGUCAUACCUUUUGAUACGUCCCAUUGAAGACCUGUAUGUAAAACAUUUUGCAGAUUUUGUAACAUGUUUCCAGUGUGUAACUAUGUUUAUUUUUAAGCAUACAUCCAUUCAUCAUUCAUUCAUUUAAUCACUUGCUACCAAAUGACAGAGGUUGAUUAUGAUUACACCACAUAUUAUGUUAAACUUAUUUGUGUUAAGUUGCAUCUCAAUUAUGAAUCUGCAUGUCAAAUCUUUUUUUUUUGUAUAGUAUAAAGAUUUUGAAUUUAAAUUAAGCUCAUAAUUUUAUGAUGGAACAUCCGUUAUCUCAAGGAUUUUCAAAAAAUUCUGUGAAUAUGGUCAUGCUGUGUUUAAUUGACCUGCAGUUUAAGAAUAUUUUAUUUGUUUCAGUUUGCCAUAAAAUGUUUUUAAACUGUUUAUUGUUUUUGUAUUUAAUCAAUAUAUUAUAAUAUCUAUGUAUGUCUAGCGUAUUGUAUCAAUAAGUUAGAUGUACGCACAAAGUAAUGGUUUGAAAUAGUGAUGCUCUUUAUUUAUUGAACAAAAUUAUAGAAGAAUUUAUCAAUUAACAUGUAUAAAGAUAGUGAAAUUUUCGGUCUUAAGAAUUAAUUUCAUUUGACUUAUAUUUGUAGUUUCUUUCCACUUCUGUUAAAGCUUCACUCUCGUUAAGUCUUUAUAUUUGUUAUGUCUGGCAAAUAAGUUAAAAUAAAAUUUGUACUACA